Molecule: messenger RNA, 342 nt
Organism: Schizosaccharomyces osmophilus
Lineage: Eukaryota; Fungi; Ascomycota; Schizosaccharomycetes; Schizosaccharomycetales; Schizosaccharomycetaceae
Gene: sap14
Product: U2 snRNP-associated protein SF3B14 Sap14
Exons: 2
Coding region: 1-342 (113 amino acids)
Cellular component (GO): cytoplasm; ribonucleoprotein complex; nucleus
Molecular function (GO): mRNA binding
Source: RefSeq, a predicted model, not a curated record
AUGUCCCAUAGAACAGCUAACACUGAGGUUAGCUCUAUCCUUUUCGUGAAAAAUUUGUCGUUUAAAAUCACAUCAGAAGAAAUGUACGAUUUAUUUGGCAGAUAUGGACCCAUACGACAAAUUCGAUUGGGAAAUACCGUCGAAACUCGAGGAACUGCUUUCGUAGUGUAUGAAAAUGUUCAAGACGCCCUUCGUGCUUGUAAUAAGUUAUCUGGAUACAACUUUAUGGAUCGAUAUUUGGUUGUACAUUAUUACAAUCCAGAAAAGGCAAAGACAGAGGGUGAAAACGUGAAUGCUCGAUACACUGCCCUUGAAGAAGUUAAAAAACGCUAUGGCAUUUAA